Pangasianodon hypophthalmus (striped catfish) is the source of this 1723-nucleotide messenger RNA. RefSeq names its product C1q and TNF related 1 (gene c1qtnf1). The record is from RefSeq and is a predicted model, not a curated record. The coding region runs from base 166 to 1011 and encodes 281 amino acids. NCBI's taxonomy places the organism in Eukaryota, Metazoa, Chordata, Actinopteri, Siluriformes, Pangasiidae. Gene Ontology annotation, molecular function: protein binding. The transcript has 4 exons.
UCUCUCUCUGGCUCCUGAUGGCAUGCUGAGUUUGGGAUUGCAGGAGGGAGAUGUCUCACACAGCCUGACAUGAAAACACACUCUUAGAGAAAAACAGCAGCAUCCAUAGUGCAAAACUAAGAGGAAUCAUAGUCAGCAUUUACCUGGGCCUUUUCAACUUUAGAGAUGGCCCGGAUAUGCGGUCACCACGAGACCAGUGUGCCAGUGGUGAGUGUAGGAUUACUACUACUGAUGUGUGCAACAUGGGCCGAACCAUACAGGCCCCCUUACACUGAGACAGACCGUGAUCGAUAUGACCCCCGGGAUCACCACCAAAACACAGACUACGAUCAAGACACCAGUGGCAGCAAGACGACUGGGUGCCGGCGAUGUUGUGACCCAGGAGAGGAGCCUCUCCAAUAUGGCAGCACUUACCCACAAUACCAGGUUGUUCCACAGAUAAACAUCACCAUUCUUAAAGGGGAAAAGGGAGAAAACGGCCAGCGUGGACCCUAUGGCAAAGUAGGCAAGACAGGGCAUACAGGCCCAAGAGGACCCAAUGGCUUAAAGGGCUCCAAGGGCAAUAUCGGAACCCCAGGAGAACCCUGUAAAUCCUACUAUUCUGCCUUUUCAGUAGGCCGAAAGAAAGCCCUGCAUAGCAAUGACUACUACCAGACGCUGGUGUUUGACACAGAAUUAGUCAACCUGUAUGGCCAUUUCAACAUGUUUACAGGCAAAUUCUUUUGCUACGUGCCAGGAAUUUACUUCUUCAGCCUCAACGUGCACACAUGGAACCAGAAGGAGACGUACCUGCAUGUGAUGAAAAACGAGCAGGAGAAGGCCAUCCUGUACGCACAGCCCAGUGAUCGCUCUAUCAUGCAGAGCCAGAGCCUGAUGCUGGAGCUGGAGAGAGAUGACGAGGUGUGGGUUCGCCUCUAUAAGGGGGAGAGAGAGAAUGCCAUCUUCAGUGAUGACUUCGAUACCUACAUCACCUUCAGUGGUUACCUCAUCAAAGCCAAGAGUGAAGUUUAGCAGACCUCAGUGAUGUACUAGCAGGCGUAAAAUACAUACCUUUGCAUAGAGCCAUGGAAAUAGCAUCUUAUUGCUUAUUUUAUAUCUUUUAUAUUGGACAUUUAGUGUUUAUAAAAAUUCCUUCUGGAUUUAUUUAAUCUGAGUAUAAAGUAUACAGGGAGAGGGGAAUAUCAGAGGUGUUGGGAGCAUAAAGCUGAACCAAGGACUAAAAUAAAGUAUGGCUUAUGACCUCUAUUACUCUAUUAUACUCAAAUAUUUAUUUUGUAAAGCUUAGCUAUGAAAGAGAGUGAUGUUACUGUAGGUUUGUUUCACAGGUCAACACAACACAUGUCUACCUGUAUUUAUUAUGGGUUUGGUGCCUCAUCUUGCACUAGUUGAUGGAAUAUGUUGCAAAAGGUGCUCUGAUCAAGUACGACGCAGUUCAAUGGUACUGUUGAACAAGCACAUAUUAUCUGGAAUAGGAUUCUAUAAUAAAUGUAUUUUUGUAUUAUUAGAAAUUGCAUUUACAGCAUUUUACACUCAAAUAAUAUAAACAAUGCAAUCUCAAAUUCUAGGAAAUAUUAAAAAAAGAGAGAUUUAACGUUAAUGCUUUAUUUAUGGUUUGUUCCUUAAAAGUUUGUCAGAUCCCUCCUGAAAAUUAAACUACAUGAGAGAUCUCAGAUCCCAUGGCACUUUACAGGAAAUACUUAAUAAAAGCGAAGUGGAGGCUUCA